UAUCUUCCAUUGGCCUCAUGUGACCCCAGAUCACACGAAUGGCCGGAAUCCAGCUUUCGCAACGCGAAUUCGUGCAAGGAAAUCACUUACUUAAUUAAGGAUUUCUAUGACAGAGACACAGGCAAAUUGGAUAGAAUGAAGAAAAAGGUACUGCUUAUGGGUAAGAGCGGGUCUGGCAAGACCAGCAUGAGGUCCAUAAUCUUUGCCAACUACAUCGCUCGUGACACCCGCAGGUUAGGGGCCACAAUUGACGUUGAGCAUUCCCAUGUCAGAUUUCUAGGCAACCUAGUCUUAAACCUCUGGGAUUGCGGAGGGCAAGAGGCCUUCAUGGAAAACUACUUUGCGAGUCAGAGGGACAACAUCUUCCGGAACGUGGAGGUGCUGAUCUACGUCUUUGACGUGGAGAGCCGGGAGCUGGACAAGGACAUGCACUACUACCAGUCCUGCCUGGAGGCCAUCCUGCAGAACUCUCCAGAGGCCAAGAUCUUCUGUCUCAUCCACAAGAUGGAUCUGGUGCAGGAGGAUGAGAGAGACUUGAUUUUCCACGAGCGAGAGGAGGACUUGAAGCGUCUGUCCAAGCCCCUGUCUUGCACCUGUUUCCGUACAUCCAUCUGGGACGAGACUCUCUACAAGGCCUGGUCGUCCAUCGUCUACCUGCUCAUCCCGAACGUGCAGCAACUGGAGUCCAACCUACAGCAGUUUGCAGAGAUCAUUGAUGCCGAUGAGGUCUUACUAUUUGAAAGGGCCACAUUCUUGGUAAUCUCACAUUGUCAAAGGAAGUUCCAGAGAGAUGUACACCGAUUCGAGAAGAUUAGCAACAUCAUCAAGCAGUUCAAGCUUAGCUGCAGCAAACUUGCGGCAUCGUUCCAGAGCAUGGAGGUGAAGAAUUCGGCAUUUGCAGCAUUCAUUGACGUGUUCACAUCAAAUACGUACGUGAUGGUCAUCAUGUCGGAUCCAUCAAUACCAUCAGCUGCCACUCUCAUCAACAUCAAGAAUGCCCGGAAACACUUUGAAAAGCUGGAGAGAGUAACAGACAGUCCCAUGGUCACUUAGGAACUGCCUGAAAUGUGUCCUGGCACAGCUUAAACAUUCACCCGUCAUAUGCUCACUAGAGACAUUCACAGGGUUACAUUGACACGUGCAGGAGGUGCUCUAGCUUUGCCAAAAAUAAAAGGCAUCUUGUGAUCUGUUCUUCACCUCAUUUGUCGAGCUUUCUUCUCUUGGGCCGUCAUUGCAAGCGGAAGUGAGUCAUACUUUGUUUGAAACAUUGCCCUGUGGGUUUUUAUGUAAAGUGUCUUUUUGCACACGGGGGGUAACGAGCUGCGGGUGCCAUUGAAUGUGUGUUGCCCGUAGGCUAACAUUGCCCACCAGAAUGUGAGGUUCAGUGUGUCAUAAACCUGUCAGUUUGAACCACUUAAUUACAAGAGGGAGAGGUCAGUUCAAGUGACAGAUAUUGAACAAAUGCCCAUUUAUUUUAUUGUUGCCAGUGUUGUAGCUCAGUGUUUAUCAACCACAGUUUCUAGGAUGUGAAACCAGUGUUUCUGCGCUCAGCCAUUGAGGGCGCCCUUGCAUCUUUAAGGCAUGAUAAGAUAGUGUGAAACACAGCUUCUGGCUGUAUCUGAAUCUCUUGUCUCGAGCUAGGUCUAGGUCCUCGCUCCAAUGAAAAGGCGUGGAAACGCGCAGACAGUAGACCUAGCCGUAGCGCUGGAAGCCCGUUUCGGACACGGCCUCUGUCCGUAUCUGAGAUGCAGAGUGGAAGGAGAGGUGGAAGGUGGAUGAGGCCACAGCGACUUUGUGUGUUUAGCAAGAGGGCACCAGAGAGUGCUCACAGUUUCCGUACAAUUGCCACUUGAGGCAAAAUAAAUGCUCUGUGAGCGCUCUUAAGACAGGAGUUGUGUUUAAUUAUGCAUUUGUAAAAAUUACCGCAAUGUGUUGAAUAAUCUUUAACAGGCUUGCGUACUGACGGCGUCUUUGCUUAGAGGUGGCAGAUGGGAGCAUCGAAUUUGAACCUCCAUUUGAAAGUGUCCAUAUGUAAAAGUAUAGGCCUUUUGAAAAUGUGAAGCACAGGGGACGGCAGCAUUGCUGGAGUAUUUAAUUUGGUACUGUGUACAUGUAUGUCUGUUAACCUGUGAAUUUAAUAUCAUUGUUUUGGGGUGGGGUUGUAAAGGGAGCACAACCGAAUGAGAAUGCAUGUCGCACGUUCAGAGCUUGGAACUCUGAUUUGAGUUUAUUGUGUUUAUGUCAUAAACUCUCCAGAAAUUAUGUGAAACAGAUAGCAAAAAGUUCUGUAGUGUGUGUCUUCUUAGGUCUAAAUUUUCCUGAAUUCAGUUCUCAAACUGUAAACCCCAAGAACUCACCCACUUUUCAAAUUCCAAUGU
Messenger RNA from Acanthaster planci (crown-of-thorns starfish), 2378 nucleotides. RefSeq names its product ras-related GTP-binding protein A. Gene Ontology annotation, biological process: cellular response to starvation; negative regulation of autophagy; positive regulation of TORC1 signaling. The record is from RefSeq and is a predicted model, not a curated record. NCBI's taxonomy places the organism in Eukaryota, Metazoa, Echinodermata, Asteroidea, Valvatida, Acanthasteridae. Gene Ontology annotation, cellular component: Gtr1-Gtr2 GTPase complex; nucleus; lysosome. Gene Ontology annotation, molecular function: GTPase activity; GTP binding.